AUGACUGAGCACACGCCUCUGCGAGUCGUCAUAAUUGGAGGCGGCAUAGCCGGCCUUGCAGCGGCUCGAGUUCUCCGCGAGCAACAUGAUGUCACCGUCUACGAGCGCAACGCGUCCGACACAGCUGAGGCUGGAGCAGCCGUUGGUCUUGGACCUAACGGCACAAAGAUGGCAAAGUCUUUGGGACUUACCAAGGAGUCUCUGAAGGCUGUUGUGUCAAGCGGCUUUCGCACUUUCGACCAAACUGGAGCUUUACUCAAAGAAUCCCGAAUGGACUGUGCCAAGGCUUUUGGUUCAGAAUGGUGGAUGGUUCACCGGCAGGAUUUGAAAGACGCGCUUUUUGAGGCUGCGACCGGCGAGGGAUUGGAAUGGCCUGGGAAGCCAGCAAAGAUCGUUCUUCAGUCACGUGUUGAAAAUGUUGACCCUGAAAAUGGUUUGAUCCAGCUGGGGGACGGAUCGAUAGUUGAAGCUGACUUGAUAAUCGGUGCUGAUGGCAUCCACUCAAAGACACGGGCAGCUGUUGUCGGGCUGGAACAUCCACCGCCAGUGCCAGCCAACAUCUCACUGUACCGUUUCACAGUUCCUCUCUCCCAGGUAACGGAACUUCUUGGAGAAAUACCAGAUGCUUUGAAGUCUGAAGAGGGAACAUUCUUGGCCUCAUUCAUCGCGGCAGAUGGGUCUAACAGGAAUGCUGUGAUCUAUCCGUGCAGAAACAGAGAAAUCAUGAAUUUCGCCUGUGCUGUCCCGGACUCUAUUCUUAAACAACAAAGUCAAGAGUCAUGGACUCAAAAUGGCGACCUUGAAGAGAUGAUUCGCCAUUUUGAAGACUUUCCGCCAUGGUUGCACACCAUAAUGAGGAGUCUGUCAACUGUCAAGCUUUAUCAGUUAAGAGACGCUGAUCCUCUUCCUUCUUACACAAGAGGGCACGUGGCACUUAUCGGAGAUGCCGCUCAUCCUAUGGUACCUUACCAGGGUCAAGGUGCAAAUCAAGCACUUGAGGAUGCUGAAGCCUUUAGACUUUUCUUGCGACCAGGUCUUACGUCAAAUGACCUCGCUGGGUUAUUGAAGACAUGGGAUAGUGCGAGGCGACCGAGAGCUUCUCAAGUUCAACUGAACUCAAGGGUUGCAGCUGCCAAGGUUUCACCCGAAGUCAUCUUGCAGAGAAUGAGAUUCAACUGGACGUAUGAUGGAAUCGAGGAGUUACUCAAGUCCAAGGAUCAUUAA
Molecule: messenger RNA, 1224 nt
Organism: Colletotrichum gloeosporioides
Lineage: Eukaryota; Fungi; Ascomycota; Sordariomycetes; Glomerellales; Glomerellaceae
Product: 6-hydroxynicotinate 3-monooxygenase
Exons: 3
Coding region: 1-1224 (407 amino acids)
Molecular function (GO): FAD binding; monooxygenase activity
Source: RefSeq, a predicted model, not a curated record